AUGUCGGGUACAUCAAUAAAGCUCAGUUCAUCAUCCAUUACAUCAGAUACAGAUAAUCAACAAACAAAUCAAACAAAUUCCCAAUGGACUCCUGUAGUUAUAUUUCCCGAGAACAAUACUAUUUGUGAAGAGCCCGAAAUGAUUGGUGAUUGUGUAGACGAUGAUUUCUCAUCGGCCAUAUUCAAUCGUAAAUUAGAACGUUACAAAAAAUUACGUGCAAUACAUGAAAGAUCUGGUCGGUUAAUCAAAAGAACUUCCGAUUAA
Entrophospora candida is the source of this 264-nucleotide messenger RNA. The record is from the annotation of a GenBank genome assembly. Lineage: Eukaryota; Fungi; Glomeromycota; Glomeromycetes; Entrophosporales; Entrophosporaceae.